CCUACCUCCUGCUUCGUGUCUACAUUAUAAAAUUUAAGCAGCUAGCUAGCCAAGUCCUGAAGAGAUAAAUCUUCAUAUACCAAAUAAGUAUUUCCGGAGGGAAUCAGAUUUUGAUUUCAGUAAUGAGUUACUACAACAAUCAGUAUCAAGCUCCUGGAGGUAUGUAUGCUCCACCACCACCAGGUUCAUAUAAUCCACCAAACCACCAGGUGUAUCCUCCUCCACCACAAUCUUAUCCACCACCAAUCCAAGGGUACCCUCAAGGCCAUUACGUUGCGCCACCUCCGAUGGGUUACCCUAUGAAAAAUGGUCCUCAAUACCAACAACAGCCACCUCCUCCUCCAGAAACUAAGCACAGGGGUGAUGGAUUUUGCAGUGGAUGUUGUGCUGCCUUAUGUUGCUGCUGCCUCUUGGACAUGUGCUUUUAGGGACUACGAGUGAUAGCUUUUAUUUAUUUCCCUUGUGUUUCUUUCUUGUGGGAAAUUAUCAUUCUUUUUUAUUUUUCAUGUGAUAUGUAUUAUUUAUCCACACAAUAAUAUUUAUAUAAAAAAAAUAGUUACGUGCUCUUUAA
Messenger RNA from Populus nigra (black poplar), 571 nucleotides. Its product is annotated as protein CYSTEINE-RICH TRANSMEMBRANE MODULE 4-like. Gene Ontology annotation, cellular component: plasma membrane. NCBI's taxonomy places the organism in Eukaryota, Viridiplantae, Streptophyta, Magnoliopsida, Malpighiales, Salicaceae. The transcript has 3 exons. The coding region runs from base 123 to 428 and encodes 101 amino acids. The record is from RefSeq and is a predicted model, not a curated record.